AUGGUCUCGGUGCAUGCUCUAAAUUUUGCAGCCAGUCUUCUUCGGCUUCCAUUGUUGUUUUCAUGGGUUCCUCGUCGCAUGGUAUGCACUCGAUUUAAACUUGUCCUCGCCGCCUUAAUUUCGAUGGUGCUCAGCGUCAGCAGAAGAUUAGAGCUUGUCCUGACUGCAGCGAGCAUCGCUGUACUCAGAGCACUGAAGACGAACGCAGUUGGAUCUGGGAUGCUGCUGCUAUUGCUGCUUAAUGGCGGAGCCAUCUUCUUCAUACGAGCUGGAGAGAGAACCUCGCCCCGGUACUCAAUGAUCCCUCGAGUCUGCUGCCUGUCGACGGAUUGGCGUUCCGAUCUUUCUGCAGCUGCGGCGGAGGAAGAGGUAAAGGAGAUGCGAGGUAUUGAGAAUUCGAUCCGGAGCGGUGCCUGCGCUGCUCGUACACGUGCAGAGCAUCCCGCUUUCGGUGCCAAAGCCAGCAGCAGCAGCACUUUGGCCUCGAAAUCAUCACUUUUCCCGGCGCCGGCACCAGAGAGGACCCACUUCGAGGACUGUCAGAGAAGGAUCGCAUCUUCACCAAUUUCAUGCAUGGACGACAUGAUCGAUUCUUGGAAGGACCUCUGAAAAGCGGAGACUUGGCAGCAGAAGUGCACAGAUUGGAUCGUGAGUGAGAUGAAAAGAGCGGUCUUAGGGGAAGAUGAGGUUUUAGGUGGUCAUUCAUGCAAGGUCUCGGAAGGGCGGCCCUCGUACUUUGGGGUUAACGCUGAAGAAAGCGAGCCCGGAGCUUGAAAAGAUUGGGAGAUCGUGAUCCGCGAUCGAGGGAUGUGUUACAUACAUUCGCCUGCGAGGAGCAGGCCGUGUCCUUGAGAGGCUAGAUUGCCACAAUGAGGGCUCUGGAUUAAGCCAAUGCCGCCGUGUGCAUCAGCAAGUUUGCGGGUCUUGAUACGAUUUUGCCUACACCUUCACUUCACUGCUGGAGCUUAUAUCUGCGAAGAAAAGCUUGGCUUCUCGAGAGCUUGGAUGUUCCUUUCUGUAUUUGUUGUCCUUCAUGUUUCCUGAUCUG
Molecule: messenger RNA, 1048 nt
Organism: Marchantia polymorpha subsp. ruderalis
Lineage: Eukaryota; Viridiplantae; Streptophyta; Marchantiopsida; Marchantiales; Marchantiaceae
Source: the annotation of a GenBank genome assembly